AGGAGGGGGGAACGGCAGACGGCGGGUGGGCAGGGCUGGGGUCCUGCUGUCGGCUUCUUUUUACGCCACAAAUCACGCUAACGACAUUAUUCAAACCUAACACGCGGACACACGGACGGUGCCGGGAUGAGUUAGGGGGCCGCGCUGCGUGUGUGCCAGUGCACUGAAACAUGGGUCGUCGCAGCGUCCACGUCCUCCUGCUGCUGCUCCUGCUGCAGGCCCUGCACACAUCAGCCGAGGGCUCAGAUGGACAGUUGGUGUGUCUGUGCGACAGCCCCACAUGCCCCCAGGCCGCCCGCUGCCAGGGAACCCGGUGCUUCUCCUCUGUCAAAGUGGGCGGCAGCAGGGUGGCGUUUGAGCAUGGCUGCCUGAACGGGCCGGAAAAAAUCCUCCUACAUUGCUCCACGGCUCCGUCCUUCCACCAGGCGAUUGUCUGCUGCUCUGACAACAUGUGCAACGGCAACACCACCAGGAACUCUCUGAUGUCUCUGCUUCCGUCAGAAGACGAGCCAGCAGGCGAGCCUGUCCGCUAUCGUGUCCAGACCUUGGCUCUCUUCGUGCUCGGCCCAGUGGUGGUUCUGGCUCUGCUGUCUGUAGUGUCGGUGCUGGCCUGCAGGAGGCUCCACCACGGCCGUCUGCAGAGGCUGCAGGAAUUUGACACCGAGCAGGGAGCCAUCGACGGCCUCAUCUCCUCAAAUGUGGGAGACAGCACUUUAGCGGACCUGUUGGCUCACUCUUGUACGUCAGGUAGUGGUUCAGGUCUUCCCUUCCUUGUCCAGAGAACUGUGGCCAGGCAGAUCAGUCUGAUGGAGUGUGUAGGCAAAGGAAGGUAUGGGGAGGUGUGGCGGGGUCAGUGGCAGGGGGAGAACGUGGCCGUUAAAAUCUUCUCGUCCAGAGAUGAAAAGUCCUGGUUCAGAGAGACGGAAAUCUACAACACGGUACUGCUAAGACAUGAAAACAUACUGGGCUUCAUGGCGUCUGACAUGACGUCUCGAAACUCCAGCACCCAGCUGUGGCUCAUCACCCACUACCACGAAAACGGCUCGCUCUACGACUACCUGCAGCGGGUCGCUGUAGAGACGUCGGAGGGCCUGGCGAUGGCGGCUUCGAUCGCGUGCGGCCUCGUGCACCUACACACGGAGAUCUUCGGCACCGAGGGGAAACCGGCCAUCGCACACCGGGACCUGAAGAGCAAGAACAUCUUGGUCACGAAGGAGCUGCGCUGCUGCAUCGCAGACCUGGGUCUUGCUGUGACCCACUUCCAGGCAGACAACCUGCUGGACGUGGGCAACAACCCCAAGGUCGGCACAAAGCGCUACAUGGCACCCGAAGUGCUGGACGAGACCAUUCAGACGGACUGCUUCGAUGCCUACAAGAGAGUGGACAUCUGGGCGUUUGGACUGGUGCUGUGGGAGAUCGCGCGGCGCACAUACAGCAACGGUAUCGUAGAGGAGUACAAACCUCCGUUCUAUGAUCAGGUGCCAAAUGACCCCAGCUUUGAGGACAUGAGGAAGGUUGUGUGUGUGGAGCAGCAGAGGCCAUUCAUUCCCAAUCGCUGGUUCUCUGAUCCUACUCUCUCUGCCCUGGUGAAACUGAUGAAGGAGUGCUGGUACCAGAACCCCUCAGCGCGACUAACGGCUCUGCGCAUCAAGAAGACCCUGGACAAGAUCCACAGCUCUCUGGAGAAGGGUAAGGAGUCGUGAGGGGGGAGAGGAGCUUCAGAGGCAGGCUGCUGCCUGGCGGGGAGUUCGGCUCAGAGAAGAGCCUCGUGUUUGUUGACGGAGAACGGGCGAUGAGGAGGACGGAUAGAAGACCAGAGGAAAAAAGAGUUCAAGUGUCAUCUAGCCUCAUCUCUUCUCUUGCUCUCUCAAAUUCUCUUCCUUUUCUCUGUGGCUGCCCUCCACCCUGACAUCCCUCUCUCUCUGACGAGAUGUCUGGACUUGUCCAGUCUGACGAAGAGCCAGCCUUCGCCACGGGACAUAAACCUGUUGCCAAUGUGUUCGCACUGACUUGAACCGUCGGACUGUUACUGAGUGUGAACAACACAGAUGGCACGUUGUAGUAUCCCAUCCCAAUGCUUUAACGCCCAUUUAAGACUGCUCUGGGUUUCGGCCUUCUCUCACACACACAUACACACACCUGAAACACAACAUACCUGGUUCUGGCAUGCGGUCGUGGCACUUUGGCUCAGAGACAAUCAGAUAUAUUUCACUCACUAAGCUUUUAUCAGAACAUGCCAACUAUCACCACAAACGUACGCACUCCGAAAACACACAUAUACGUUUACGUACAAAAGGAAAAGAGCCAAUAGAAAGAAUUGUUUUUAAACUUUUUAAAUGUAGUAUGAUAUUUAUGAGGAUAUGCAAGAUUGACGGGGCGUGACAUGGACUGAAUACAUUUACAGGAAUCGACUCUCUAACUGUGCCCCACGUUUUCAUUUAUGAAGCAAGUAGGAAAUCAUUUGUUGAGAAAAGGAAGGAGAAUUAUUCCUGCCGAGGUUGUUUGGAAAAGAGGAUAAAAACAUUACAUGUUUAUUCUAGUGCUUCCUGAAACAAGACAGUGAGAACCCGCCAAUAGGAAUUAUUCUGUAUUUUAUGAUAAGAAUAUGAAAUGAGCUGCUCCUCUCUGCCCGUCAUACUUCCUAAACUCACUGUGGCAGAUAAAACUAUAGUCUUCUGUGUCAGCAGAGAUGAAUCAAGGAAGACCUGUUCGUGGUAGAUACUGAUACUCCGUGUCCCAUCAUGCCACACACAUGGUGUACAAGUCGCCUGAUUGAUGAAAACAACCAUAAAAAAACACUCCAUCUUCAUCAGGAACCCGUUUUAUUUAAAAACAUACAGUUGCCUAGAUGUGCAGUUACAAAUGUGUUCACAAAUGUUGUUUUUGUUUUUUUAAACUAUUGCUUUGUCUUUUUUUAUAUGUAAUAAAACAUUUACUGCAUUAUUGCUUUACCAUUA
Molecule: messenger RNA, 2957 nt
Organism: Scophthalmus maximus (turbot)
Lineage: Eukaryota; Metazoa; Chordata; Actinopteri; Pleuronectiformes; Scophthalmidae
Gene: acvr1l
Product: activin A receptor, type 1 like
Exons: 10
Coding region: 171-1703 (510 amino acids)
Biological process (GO): cellular response to growth factor stimulus; heart development; dorsal/ventral pattern formation
Cellular component (GO): BMP receptor complex; plasma membrane
Molecular function (GO): SMAD binding; ATP binding; transforming growth factor beta receptor activity, type I
Source: RefSeq, a predicted model, not a curated record